AUGUCCGUGCAGGUAUGCCGUGGGGGCUUCUGGUGCACGGCUUCCUGGGAUCCUCUGCUUCUUCGUGGGCGCUCCGUUUCCUAUCAUGCCUACGCCAGCAACUAUGCUGAGUUCAUUGAGUCCGAUGCCCGUCGCAUUCAGGGGCAUCAUCGACUUUCUGGGGCCGACCGUUCCGUGGCCCUCUACUCUCGUGAUGAUAUCAUCCCCAUGGUCCGUUUACAAGCUCGUGUGGUCGCGGCCUUCCGCAACGGCUUCCGUCCUUUGCAACCCGUUGGCCGUGGUCUUGAGGCCCCCGUUGCAGAUUUCCCGGUGGUCCUUCUUUCUGGAACGCUUCCGUCUUUGGAUUCGGCUGCUUUGCCGCCUGACUGCCUCCCCGACUCCCCCGUCUCGCCACCCGCUGCAAGCCCUCCCGUGCCAGCAGAUCCUCCUCCUCCCCUCCCGAUGAUUCCGGUGCUCCCGGUUCCUUCGGCCGAGGAUGAUCUUGUGUCACUGUCCUCUGAGGAGUCUGAAGCUCCGCCCGCAGAUCAGGACGAGGCCGAGGAUUGGGAGGCCGACUUGGUCGAAAAAGCGGCCAUCAAGGCUGCAUCCUCCGCCCCCUGGCUUAUGCAUAAUCCGCGCAGCAACGUUGUGCACUUUGCUCAGACUUGUGCCCCGGAUGCUCUCCGUUCAAUCCGUAUGCUGCGACAGGACGGUUCCGCUGUGCAUGUCCGACCAGCCUGUGGGGCGCAGACUCGCCAGAUGGUCUCUGGACCCUGCUGUCUGGUCCGCCCGCUGGUUCGGUUUUGUGCCUGCGCGGCGCCUGCUUUUCCCGGUUGUCGCAGCUAG
Messenger RNA from Symbiodinium sp. CCMP2456, 825 nucleotides. The record is from the annotation of a GenBank genome assembly. NCBI's taxonomy places the organism in Eukaryota, Dinophyceae, Suessiales, Symbiodiniaceae.